AUGUAAAUUUUAUAAAGCCCUAAACCUUAACAAUGGCAAAUGAGCAAUUCUCACAUUAUCUAUUUUUAGUGGAUUAGCUGUGACUUCUUUGAAGAUUCAAAAGAUGCUAAUUUUUGUAGAUUGAAAGUCCAAAAGAUUGCUUUUGUGGAAUAGCUAUUGCCAUUCAUAAAAGCAUUGACUUUACAGAUUUAAGUGAGCGAUUACAUCCAUCUCUUUAUAAUAUUUCAAGGUACAUAUAUUUAAAUUGAAUGAAUUAGACUUUGCACAAGAUUAUUUUCGAUUUUUCUUUGAUCUUAGUUCUGACUAUGAAAAGUUACAAAUGAUUUAACUAUAUGGUUUGCAGGAAAUCAGAACCAGAGUAACAUAAAUUUUAAUGACAAAAUUUCAAUCCAAGUUCAGGUAAGUUUAUGUGUUAUAAAUAUCAAGUUCUAAUACUGAUAAAUGCAUAUAUGAAGCCAAACUAGUUCAGCUGAAUAAAAUAUGA
Messenger RNA from Paramecium octaurelia, 484 nucleotides. Lineage: Eukaryota; Ciliophora; Oligohymenophorea; Peniculida; Parameciidae. The record is from the annotation of a GenBank genome assembly.